ACUCUUAUUUCUUGAGUGAUGCAACCGGCAUGGAAUAUAAAUCAAGUCCGUGUCAUGGAUCCGUAACCUGAAAGAGUUGCAUGCAAGAGGCGCAGUUUGCUUUUGAUCUGAAUCAAAACUGGAUGUCUUGUGUUUUACCUUCAACAGUGAGACAAGUACUAAGGGCACAGGUGUGGUUCAGGAGCAUUGAGUGACUUUUUUCCAGUUAAGGUCAAUGGAUUGCGUAUUCAGAUGGCUAUGUAAAGUAGGAGAAAACGUACUGUACGUGAAUGUGUGAGAUUUCUUUUCUAUGACAUCGCCGACCAGUUGUGGGAAGUUCUAUUCUCACGGCAAUUUGAGGAAUUGGAGAGGUAAUUUCUAUAACUUUUAAGUGUAAAUGGACGUAUUGUAAAAAUAUUGAUCUGUGCAUCUGUCCAGGAACAAUGUUGACCAACACGAUGUUCUUGCACUCUGAUACAAAAUGAUAACCCUUUAUAUAAUUUAAAUACCUUAAUGGCGAGCCACAAAUCCAAGUACAUUUCUGCAGUCGUGCAUUUUUCCUCAUGAAUCGUAAAACCUCGGAUCGGAAGCUGUCAGUUUCUAUACUGGACACAAGAAAACCAUAGGGCUCUUGGCUGAUCUCUAACAUUUUUGGUUUGUCUUUUCUGGAGCCUCUUGGGUCGAAGAUGAUCUGCAUCGCAUUUUUGCCCAUCACUUUGUUUGUUGUGGUGGCAUCGAAGCUCUGCCCUCCUCAGUGUUUUUGUUAUGAAGCGUCUGACCUGGUGAACUGUCGAUCUCAAGGGUUCACUCACAUUCCACACAGUAUACCACAUGGUACAUGGCUUUUGGAUCUUAGUGGGAACAAAUUGUCAGAGUUGAGGAGUACCUCCUUCACUGGGAUAUGGGCACUUCGGGUUCUUCUGAUUUCACAAAGCAGCAUGCAAAUGGUGCACUCGCAGGCUCUCUCUUCUCUGACCUUUCUGGAAAAGUUGGACCUGUCUUACAAUGAGCUCCGUGUCCUUCCUCCAGAUUUCUCGGAGGGGUUGACGUCUCUUAAAGAUCUCAGGCUUUCCCACAAUGCCUUGGAGCAUCUUGAUACUCACUCCUUGGAGGAACUAGAAAGUCUGGAGAAGUUAGAUCUCAGUCACAACAACAUUCAUGUUAUCGGCGUUGGCGCAUUCCGUGGACUUGCAAGGUUAAGACACCUCAAUCUGGCAUGGAAUCAGUUGCUGGUACUCCAAGGAGGACUGCUCACCAUGCAGCGGGGACUUGGAGUUCUUCUACUGGGCCACAACAAUAUCUCCAAGAUUGAAGCAGAAGCGUUGGCUCCCCUACAGACCCUCACUAUUCUGAACUUGGAAGCCAAUCAGUUGAGGAGCCUUAAGUUUAAGACAUUUUUAAACCUUAAGACAACCAGCACGCAUUUGCAACUUUCAGAGAACCCCUGGAUGUGUGACUGCGAUCUGCAUCGUGUCUUCAGUAAGAUAUUACACGUUCGGCAUCUCCACGUGGAUGAUUACUGGAACAUCACAUGCCACGCACCUCACUUGCUGGCUGGGGAAUUUUUGGGUUUGACGGAUAGUCAGGUGUGUAUAGCAGAAACAGCCACUGUCCUUGUCAUAACAGGUACUGUGAUGGUCACCGUGGUGGCUGCUAUAAUUAUGGCAGAACGGCAGAGAAGGAAGAAAACGGUGAACCUGGAAAAGUAAAACUACCUUAAAAACUUUCUUUUUAAUUAUAAUGGGUUCUAAUGCAUUCUAUUGUCUUUUAUCGUGUUGGUCGCACCGCAAC
Messenger RNA from Triplophysa rosa, 1770 nucleotides. Its product is annotated as insulin-like growth factor-binding protein complex acid labile subunit. Gene Ontology annotation, molecular function: protein binding. The record is from RefSeq and is a predicted model, not a curated record. NCBI's taxonomy places the organism in Eukaryota, Metazoa, Chordata, Actinopteri, Cypriniformes, Nemacheilidae. Gene Ontology annotation, cellular component: extracellular matrix. The transcript has 2 exons. The coding region runs from base 666 to 1688 and encodes 340 amino acids.